Striga asiatica is the source of this 1188-nucleotide messenger RNA. The record is from the annotation of a GenBank genome assembly. Lineage: Eukaryota; Viridiplantae; Streptophyta; Magnoliopsida; Lamiales; Orobanchaceae.
AUGACAUCUUCCACCUGCAUCUGUGGGAAAUGGUUCGCCGGAUCUGGAAAAUAUAAGGCCCGAUCUCAUUCUUCUCCUGGAAUCUAUCCCCCGACCACCACCAGUCGGCUAUAUUUGCCGGUCAGCCGACAGAUGACCGCGAUUUCGCUACAAAGUUCAUCUUAUCCGUCUCCCCGACAGCAGCUGCCCCCCAGCAGAAAAGUGGUACGGCUGGCAGGCUGUGCUGAAAUGGACUUUUUUCCCGGCGAUGACUUCGUGCUGAGGGGAUACUCUCACGGCUGGCAGGCUUUGUUCAACCCGGACAGCCUCGACCUGUUCCUGUACAAUCCCGUCUCUCGCGGCCGCAUAAAACUUCCCCCGAUCAAGCAGAGAGACCUGCCGAUUCACCCCUACUAUAACUCUAUUACUUACAUGAGGGAGAGCGUCGACAAGUGUAUCCUCUCAUCCUCCCCCGACGAGGACGAGGAAAACUGCCGGGCCGUGAUAAUCUUCAACUCCAUUGGGGCACUCGCCUGUUGCUGCCCGGGAAUCAGCGAGGUGUGGACCCCACUGGGUGAGAUGGAGAUGUUCCUGUGGUGGGACGAGGUGGCUGGCCGCCGGUGGAGGUGGUCCGGCAGCUACGAGGACUGCGUGUACUCGCCGGAGCACAAACUGUUGUUCGCCCUCACUACCAGCGGGCAUCUGAACUCGUGGGACCUGCGGGACCCGCUGGACCCGGAAAAAAGGGAGCUGGCUAAGCUGGACAGCAGCAGGCAUGAUCGUACAUUUGAUAAAUUCAAGUUUUACGAUGAGCGGUGUGAGCGUCGGCCAGAUAAUCUGCCGGUGGAGCAUCUGGCAGUGGUUGGGCGGGACUUGGUGGUGGUGACUCAGCAUGCUGGUGGUGGAUUUGACGUGCAUAGGUAUGAUGCGGUGGAAGAAGAAGGUGGAUUUAAGCGUUCGGGCCUCGGUGCUUGGGCCCUCUUCAUUGGCUUUCAGAGUAAUGCUUUUGCUUUGUCUGUGGCAAACUUCCCUGGGCUCAAGUCCAAUUCAAUCUACUUCACAGAUAACAUCUAUCAAGAUAACAGCACUCAAGUUGUCCACAUUUUCGAUUAUGAAGACAAGACCGUGUCGCUGAGCUAUUAUCCAUCUAAUGUUGAGGACCUUGAAAGGAUUAUGAAACAAGACAAGACCGAGCUAUUAUCCAUGUAA